UCCGGAAAAGAGGAAAAACAAAAACAAAAAAUAAAACGCCGCCGAGCUCUUCUCCGGCGACGGCAGCGGCAAGCGGCGGCGAAACCCUAGAGGCGGGCUAUCCGUCGAUCCCCACCGGUGUGCGGACGCGGGAGCCUACGCCGCUUUCUCCGGCCGCGCGUCCCACCCACCGCGGGGCGCGGUGGGGCGCAGAGAUGCGGAGGGCGAUGAGGAGCGUGGACGAUCUGAUCGAGGAGGCCAAGGUGCGCACCGUGUGGUGGGCGCUCUGCGUCUUCGCCAUCUCCUACUUCAUCACCCAUACAAGUAAAUCAAUGUGGACAAAUGUUCCCAUGUCCAUUCUUAUACUUGCAUUUCUCCGUUACCUCUCCUUCAAAGUGGAGUUUCGCUGGAGAAGUCAGCCUGUACCUAAGCAGACAUAUUUGUCUCAAGCAUCAAAACGGCAGUUGUCUGCUAAUGAUCACCGGCUCUCAACUGUGCCACCAGUUUCGAGAUGGAGAAGGAAAGUCGGUUCACCUUCUGUUGAGGCUGCUUUUGAAAGUUUCAUUGAUAAUAUUUUGCGGGACUUCGUUAUGGAUUUGUUUUAUUCUGAUAUUACUCCUGAUAGAGAGGCCCCUGAACUGAUACGUGGCUUAAUACUCCAUGCUCUUGGUGAAGUAUCAGGAAGGGUGAAGGAGAUGAAUCUAGUUGACUUUCUAACAAGCGACAUGGCUGAUUUAAUAGGAAAGCAUGUUGAUAUAUUCCGAAAAAAUCAGUUGCAAAUUGGUGUUGAUGUCAUGGGAACAUUGUCUUCUGAGGAAAGAGAUGAGAGAUUGAAGCAGCACCUAAUAGUUUCACAGGAACUUCAUCCUGCACUGUUAUCUUCAGAGCAUGAAUACAAGGUUCUUAAAGAACUAGUUGGAGGCGUUAUGGCCCUAGUGUUGAGACCACAAGAUGCACAGAGUCCAUUAGUUCGUUGCUUCUCCAGGGAACUCGUGACGUGCCUAGUCUUGCAGCCAGUGAUGAACUUUGCAAGUCCUAUUUAUGUGAACGAGUUAAUUAUCUACUUUCUAAACAACAAAGACACAGACGUUGGAGGCAGCGUAAGCAAGGCGAAUGCUGUAGUGUCUGUAGCAAACGAUCAUCCGUCUUGUAAAGGAGGUUCACAGGGUCGUCAAGUAGAACCAAUAAAGUUGUCUACAGAAUCAAGUGGCUUAGUACCAGCAAGUACUUCGGGGAUGACGUCACUUGAGGGCGACAAGUCGAAAGUGUCAGUGGAUGACCAUGGGAAGGUUGUACAGCCUCGUCAGGCAGACUGGGCACUGGUAUUGGAUGCAGCUACUGAACGACGAUCUCAGGUUCUUGCUCCAGAGAAUCUUGAGAAUAUGUGGGCGAUUGGGAGAAAUUACCACAAGAAAAUGGUGAAAGUGGAACAUCCGUCAAAGGGAAAAGGUGCAGGAAGUGUAGAUAACAUUCGAAAUGCAGGAGCAGCGGGGAAAGAGUUAUCACCUAACUUCAAUGAAAGAAUUACUUCUGUUGAUGACAAAUACAUGGUCAAUUUGAUGCAAGGUUCAAAUAGGAAUGCACAAUCUACUUUUGUCACAGGCAGUCACCCACUUGUGCAAAAUACAGAUGAAGUGAAAUCAAAAGAGCAGAGCCAAGUUAAUGACAACAGCAAGGUAAAACACAGUGAAGCCAUCAAGAACACAAAAGCUCAGCUAAAGCGGUCUAAUAGUAGUCCUGAUAUGGAGAAAAGACAUUUGUCCAAAAGUAACCAAACCGCGAUUUCCAGUGAAAGCUUAAGUGCAAGGAAAAAUCAUGAUGACAAAGGUUCUGGGCCUUCCUCACAUGGUGAGGCACUAAUUUAUGCCCCAAAGAUAAGAUGUCGAGUUGUGGGUGCAUAUUUCGAGAAACUUGGUUCAAAAUCUUUUGCAGUGUAUUCUAUUGCUGUGACUGAUGCAGAUACCAAGACGUGGUUUGUGAAAAGAAGAUACCGAAAUUUUGAACGACUUCACAGGCAACUGAAGGAGAUACCUAAUUACUCAUUGCAUUUGCCUCCAAAGAGUUUUCUUUCAUCUAGUAUUGAUGAUUACCUUGUGCACCAACGAUGCAUUCUACUGGACAAAUAUCUUCAAGAUCUGUUGUCUAUAGCUAAUAUUGCAGAGCAGCAUGAAGUUUGGGAUUUUCUGAGUGCGUCAUCAAAGAAUUAUUCAGCCGGAAAGUCCACCUCUGUUAUGAAAACCUUGGCUGCAGUUAAUGUUGAUGAUGCCAUGGAUGACAUUGUUCGACAUGUUAAAGGAGUUUCAGAUGGUCUCAAACGAGCGGUCAGCACAUCAUCCCCGAAUGCACCGUAUUCACAGUUCGCAGACAAUAGGAUGUCUCUAUCUUGGAACCAAGAAGAGAUGAACAACCAGAAUCAGCACAAUAGAAGCAUGGGAAGUGCUCAUAGUCUUUCUGAUGGUGAUAGUAACUGUGAAGAUCGUCCCUCUUCUGUGAAUAGUGCAUGCCACUCAGACAAUGAGUUCAACAAUGGAGGUUAUGCUUCAAGUGAUAAUAAGCCCAACGAAGCAUGCUCUGGUUCUGAUACACAAGUAAACCAACAAAUAGAAAAACCUGCAAGGGCAAAUUCUGAUUCUACGAAUAUGGCAUCUAUAAAAUCACUUGAGGAUCCAACGGGAAUUCCUCCUGAGUGGAUGCCAACAAAUGUUAGCGUGCCUAUAUUGAAUUUGGUCGAGAAGGUGUUCCAACUAAAGCGACGUGGUUGGAUAAGAAGACAAGUUCUCUGGAUAUCAAAACAAAUCUUGCAAUUAGUUAUGGAAGAUGCGAUUGAUGAUUGGAUUUUAAGACAGAUCAAUUGGCUACGAAAAGAUGAUGUCAUUAUACAAGGAAUCCGUUGGAUUCAAGAUACUCUCUGGCCUAAUGGUAUAUUCUUCACCAAGUUGGAAGCAUUGCAUGGAAAUGCAGGUGCGAGUCAAUUUGACAAGCACCCAUCGGGGAGUGUAGAUGAGGCUACUGGCAAUAGAAAGGGCAGUACAGGCUCUUUUGAGCUUCAGCUGGAGGCAUCUAGAAAUGCCAGUGAAGUUAAGAAACUUCUUUUAGGGGGUACUCCGUCUACGUUAGUCAGUAUAAUUGGGUACAAGCAGUACCAACGCAGUGCAAGGGACAUCUACUACUUCCUCCAAUCCAACGUGUGCGUGAAGCAGCUCACUUAUGCAGCGGUAGAACAGGUGCUUGUGACACUCUUCCCGGAGCUUCAACAGCUCAUAGAAGACAUCCAUGAGAAGGGUCGCAAGGAGCAAGCCUCGUUCACUUACCAACUUUGACUGUUGGAGAUCCUGAAAUACCAUGAAGGGCUUUACAUCCAAGGCCUGCAACCAUUUUCUUCCGCGGAGCACCAUCAAGCAUGCUGCGCCGCAAUUUUUGCCCGAACGGAUUUCGACAGUGUGAAGUUGGAUCCAGGGGACGAAUGUUGCUUUCCCCCCACUAUAAUAUGUACAGCUGUAUAUCAAAUUAGUCCCCCCUUGAUGCAAUCUAGGCCAUCAAGUUUGAUGUGAGCUCUCGUAGGGAGUUGGUUGUAACGUCUCAUUCUUUAAUUCUUUUUCCCCCCAAAAAUUAAGUUAAUAUCUUUAGACCCGGGCUUAAAGGGCAAAGAUGUUCAAGUGUAUAGCUGUACCAUUUUCGUUUUGCCUCUGCCUGUUGUUCUGUUGAGGAGAUCAAAAUCGUACUCUAGGAGAUGAGCAAUUGAGCAUCCCCAGCUCCAAUGGAUUCCAUCUUGAAAUCUCUUGAAUAUAUCCUUAGAUGAAAAUGUAUUUCCAAGAAAUU
Brachypodium distachyon (stiff brome) is the source of this 3798-nucleotide messenger RNA. RefSeq lists its product as uncharacterized. The record is from RefSeq and is a predicted model, not a curated record. NCBI's taxonomy places the organism in Eukaryota, Viridiplantae, Streptophyta, Magnoliopsida, Poales, Poaceae. The coding region runs from base 195 to 3299 and encodes 1034 amino acids. The transcript has 15 exons. Gene Ontology annotation, molecular function: phosphatidylinositol binding.